GAACUUGGUGUGGUAUGGACUGGAGGACCCAGGUGAGAAGAAUUCCUCUCAUUAUAGCAUCGGAUGCAGUAGGCAUGGCUAUUCCAGUUGAAAAAAUUCAUUGUGACUUCGGAAUUCCACCCCCGAAAGGAGAAGACAACACCACGAUCAAUUGUCCGUCAGAGAGAUCUGUCUACGAUCCACGUCCUAAUUCUCAGCCCCGGCGCCAUAAUAUAACCUCAACUUUGUCCACGUGUCGCUAUUAAUUUAAAAGACGCUCAACGCGGGGUGUGAAAUUCGGGAUUUCGAUCCCGAACCUGACUGUAAACGUUUCGCCGG
This is a messenger RNA of Ilyonectria robusta, 318 nucleotides long. RefSeq lists its product as uncharacterized. Bases 15 to 245 code for a protein of 76 amino acids. The record is from RefSeq and is a predicted model, not a curated record. NCBI's taxonomy places the organism in Eukaryota, Fungi, Ascomycota, Sordariomycetes, Hypocreales, Nectriaceae. The transcript has 2 exons.